AUGAAGCUCUCCUGGGGCAUCGGUGCCCUCGUGCUGGCAGUAUGCAGUGUGCAUACACUAGCCAACGACGAACCACUCGUCUCUCAACCCGGCGACAAGGCGAAUAUCCCAGGAUGGCAUCUCAUCUCUGCCACCAGCGUGUCAGAUGAUAUGUUCGCGCUGUCCAGACCCGGAGUCAACACUGAGGACUGGCAUCGCGUGGGCCCUCGCAAGUCCGUCAUGGCCGGGCUGAUCGAAAGCGGCGUCUACAACGAUACCAAAAUUUUCUACUCAGACAAUAUGAAAGAACUCGAAGACGAUGACCUUUUUCGUGCGCCCUGGCUCUACCGAGAGGAAUUUACCGUCAACCCAUCCGAGGGUCAGUACUUCACGCUGAUCACACACGGAAUCACCUCCAAGGCGGAUAUCUACCUCAACGGCGUCCAGAUUGCAACAAGCGAGGAGCAGCAGGGUUCAUACGGUGGCCACAGUUACAACAUCAGGAACCACGUUCAGGCGGGGAAAAACUGUGUGCUCAUUCGGGCGUACCCUACGAACUACCUCCGUGACUUUGCGAUGGGCUUCGUCGACUGGAACCCAUAUCCUGCCGACAACGGCACGGGCGUCUGGCGCGAUGUCGAGAUUGCGCAAACUGGUGCAGUGUCCAUGUCGCCUUUUCGAGUCAUCACGGAUUUCACUCAACCCCACGAGAGAAAUAACGUCAAUGUCAUCCUGAAGACAGACCUAAUCAACCACUCCCCCAAUCCCUUGCAUGUUAGCGUGAACGGCACGAUAUGGCCUCCAACCUCGGACCCAAUCCCAUUUGGGCAGAGCUUCUACCUCCGGCCAGGCCAGGAACUCACAGCCUUCAUCAAAGUCCGCAUCGACGACGCACGGAUCUGGUGGCCUGCAAGUUGGGGUGAUCAACCGCUGUACGAAGUACAAGCCAAAACAUAUGUCACCGAUAACUUCAGCAUAUCCGAUGCGGCAAAGUCUUUCCAAUUCGGCAUCCGUAGCGUCGGCUCCCGCUUAAAUCAGCACAACGACACUGCUUUUUUCGUCAACGGAUUCCCCUUCCAAGUCCUCGGAGCCGGAUACGGACCAGACAUGUUCAUGCGCUUUGACGAGCAGCGUGUCCGCAAUAUAUUCCGAUACAUGCUAGACAUGGGAAUGAACACUGUGCGAUUGGAGGGUAAACAGGAGCACCCUGAGCUAUACUCAUUGGCCGACGAGAUGGGGAUGAUGGUCCUACCAGGGUGGGAAUGCUGCGAUAAAUGGGAAGGGUGGGAGUACAACGAAGACGCAGACGGCUUAAAAUGGAGCGAAAAAGAUUAUACCACCGCACAAACCGCAAUGCGCCACGAAGCCGAAAUGAUGCAACCCCACCCCUCUAUCCUCGGUUUUCUCGUGGGAUCAGACUACUGGCCCGACAAACACGCGACAGGCGUCUAUCUCAACGCCCUGAUGCAGAUGGACUGGCGCAGCCCCGUAAUCGCAUCCGCCGCUAUGCGGGGAUUCCCCGACGCACUUGGUCCAUCGGGCAUGAAGAUGGACGGACCAUAUGACUGGGUCCCACCGAACUACUGGUACACUGAUAAAUACGGGGCAGCUUUCGGAUUUGGAACCGAGCUUGGGGCGGGCGUGGGGACUCCUGAAAUGGGAAGUUUGAAGAGGUUCUUGUCAGAUGGUGAUUUGCAGACGCUCUGGACGAAGCCUGAAGAGGGGCUAUAUCAUAUGUCGCGUGAGCAGUCAUCAUUCUAUAAUCGGAAGAUCUAUAAUGAGGCGUUAACUGCGCGGUAUGGGGAGGCAGAGAAUUCGGAGGAUUAUGUUGAAAAGUGCCAGAUGGCGGAUUAUGAGGCUACGCGCGCACAGUUCGAGGCGUACUCAACUCGCCAGAAUGCUUCUCGUCCGGCGACGGGGGCUAUUUACUGGAUGUUGAAUAGUGCGUGGCCGAAUUUGCAUUGGCAGCUUUUUGAUUACUAUCUCGCUCCAAUGGCGGCGUAUUUUGGGACUAAGGUUGGGACGAGGGUUGAGCAUGUCGCCUAUGACUAUGAGGAUCAGAGUGUCUGGCUUAUUAACCACUCUCUCGAAGAAGAGGGCGAGCGACAGGUCCAGAUUGACCUUAUUACUCUUGCGGGACAGAAGAUCUCAAGCAAAAAGGUCAAGACAACCACAUCACCCAGUUCCUCCAAGCGACUUGGAACAGUUCCUGGGAUUGAUAAAAUGAAAGCCCAUGACAUAGCCUUCCUCCGGCUCGUCCUCCACGACAAAAAGAGCAAAAAAGACAUAAGCCGCAAUGUAUACUGGCUUACCCCAAAAACAGACACCUUGGACUGGAACAAGACAAAUUUCUUUUACACCCCGGUAACCGAAUACGUCGACUACAAAAAGCUAAAUUGCCUCGCCCCGGCAAAAGUCAAAGCAACUCUCAAGAACCCCAAGAACAUCAGACCGCGUGAAGGAUGGAUAAUCAAAGAGAUCGAGCUGCAAAAUAAAUCCAAGGGGCCCGCCCUCUUCUUGCACCUGAGUGCACUAAACGCCAACGGCGAGAAUAUCACGCCGGUCUACUGGUCCGAUAAUUAUGUCACCCUCUGGCCACGGGAGAAAGUAUACUUGACUGUUGCGUUUGAGGGGAAUAUGAAAGGGGCGACGAUUGAGGUUUCUGGGCGGAAUGUGAAGAAAAUGGAGUUGAAGGAUAAGAAGGGAAAGAGAUCGACUGACUCGGAGGGUUUAUGGAGGCGGAAGAAAGCGUCAAAGGCGGUGCCGAAGUAUUGCUCUGGGUGA
Messenger RNA from Penicillium argentinense, 2763 nucleotides. RefSeq names its product putative glycosyl hydrolase. The record is from RefSeq and is a predicted model, not a curated record. Gene Ontology annotation, molecular function: hydrolase activity, hydrolyzing O-glycosyl compounds. The coding region runs from base 1 to 2763 and encodes 920 amino acids. The transcript is spliced from 2 exons. NCBI's taxonomy places the organism in Eukaryota, Fungi, Ascomycota, Eurotiomycetes, Eurotiales, Aspergillaceae. Gene Ontology annotation, biological process: carbohydrate metabolic process.